CCCCGGGCCACCAUGGUGCUGCUGUCCGGGGCCGGGGAGCAGCUGUCGGGGGAGCGCGUGUACCCCGCGCCGGCGCCGGACAUGGCCAGCGCCGAGGAGAACGACCCCGAGCAGGGUGCGGCGGGGGCAGCCGCCGAGGGGCUGGGCGAGGAGCAGGAGGAGGAGGAAGAGGAUUGCGAGGAGUACGAGGACUUCUCCGAGCUUCCCGACACCUGCAGCAUCGCCUCGGAUGACUCCUUCUACCCGCCGCGGGGGCUGGAGGACGAGGAGGACCAGUGGUCCCUGGAGGAAGGGGGGCGCGACAGCCCCGAGGCUCUCACCCUCUUCCGAGCCUGCUGCACCAACAACACCAUAGUGCUCAAGGCGCUCAUCCGCCAAGGCCCCGAAGAGGAGGAGGUGCGGGAGACAGACCGUAACCGCCGGAAUGGUCUUAUCGUUGCCUGUUACCAAGGUUAUGUGGAUAUUGUAAUAGCCUUAGCACAAUGCCCACACCUUGAUGUGAACUGGCAAGACAAUGAAGGAAACACGGCUCUCAUUACAGCUGCACAGGCAGGGCACAUAACCAUUACAAAUUACUUGUUGAACUAUUUUCCUGGGCUUGAUAUUGAGAAGAGGAAUGUGUUUGGAUUCACAGCACUGAUGAAGUCUGCAAUGCAGGGCCGAACUGAAUGUGUGAAAGCCUUGAUGUUGGCAGGGGCAAAUGUUCAUGCGACUGACCCAAGCCGUGGACUGACUUCAUGGGAAUGGGCUUGUUACACAGGAAGAUCAGAAUCUGCCUUCAUCAUGCAAAAGCUGAUGGACAGGCCAUGCCCUGAACAGCUUUGUGAUCAAUAUAAACCAGAAUGGCCAAAGAUGAAGGAACUUCUUGCCAAGGCUGCAGAGCCAAAAAGCUGUUUGCAGAGGUUUUCUGAGUGCAUGAGGGCAGCUAUCUCAUUCCGGUCUUUCUAUGGCCCAGAAGAAGACGGGGUCCUUGACCAUAUGGUGAAGGUGACAACAAGUUUGCGCAGUCCUUUCAUUGCCCUGUCCUGCCGGACUGUGUGCCCAGGCAGCCCGCCUUCUGUGGGGAAACGCAGACUGGCUGUGCAAGAAAUCCUUAGGCAGCAGAGAGCCGAGGAGAUCCGAUCUCAGGACAAAGAUCACAUUAGCAGCUACGAGAAGCUAUUUCAGAACUCCAAAGUCACACUGAUCCCCAAGAAGAAGGACCGGCGAGCCAGCCUGCAGCCCAUCAGCCUUGCAGUAUCUCAAGUGAACACCAUAGCCACUAGGAAAGCAAGCCUCUUGCCACUCCACCUGCUCAGAAGGAGCAGCGUCAGGCCAGGAUUUGUAAUCCCCAAAGUCCGAGUCAGCAAGGCUCCUCCUCCCACCUUCCAGCCAGAAAAUUCUAGAAGGAGGAGUAGUGCAAAGGAUGACCCCUAUCUGCAGAUUCCCAAGUGGAGGUACAAGGAGCUAAAAGAGGAGCGGAAGAAGGCAGAGGAACAGGAAAAGAAGAAAGCAGCAGAGGCUCAAAAGCUGAAGCAGGUGUCUCCUGCCAGAUGCAGGACCUGAUUUAAAGGCAGCUUCUUAGAAGGUUUUUGAGCCAUUAGUCUUGUUGUCUGAGCAAGAUAACAGACCGAAUGCCUUUGUGCAUGCCCACUGCUCAUGGAGAUGGAAUACUGAAUAAUGGCCUUUCAGGUGCAGAAACAGGGCAAGGGCUAUGUUGUGGCGUGUCUGAUGGUGGAGCAGGAAGGUGUUUUGAGGUGGAAGACUUACUAAGUUUGCCUGUCUGCUGUUGAUAGGAAGUUGUCAGUGGGGCAGUCCUUUUGCAGCUUCCUUUUUUUUUCCAGUUCCAGGUGAAUGACUGAGAAAUGGCUUGAAAAACAACAUGUGUGAAGGGAUCAUGUUUUGUGUUUGUUCAUUUUGUAAUGGGCAAAAUUAAGGAGUUGUGUUUUUGACACUAGGCAUUCCUCCCUCUCCUUCCUUAGGUAGAUGUAUUUCAAGGUUUUAUAGUAAUAAUAAAAAGUUUAAAAUAUACCACAGUGUUGGUGGGCAGUGAAAAUCCAGGUCUACAAUCAUUCUGGAUAUACUAAGCACUUUAUUUUAAUCCCAGUAAUCAAAGUUUAAGACAGGAUAGGUAUUAAAAUUUACAGCUCUAUACAGUCUGUAUGGAUGCAGUUCUCAACGCUAUUUUUUGUUCAGCUGAACAUAAAAAGGGCCGCAUAUGGAAUACUUCUGUAGCUGAGGUAUUCACAUCCUCUGCAGGUAUAAAUCAGGGCAGGAGUGAUUUUUUUUGAGCAACAGAGAAGCUGAGCUAAUGCCCCUGGAUCACCUGAGAUUUGCCACCCCCAUUCAUUUUCCUCGUAGCUGCCAUUUGUUGUCUCCUCUUUAGUCUCAGGGAAUUUUUUGUCAUUGUGCUUAACUGUGAAACAAAGGGAGAUGGGGAGACAUAGGUGGGGAUUUUUAGGUUGAUAUUAAAGUUCCUGUUAAAAAAAAAGCAGCCAGAUUUAUUGUGAGCCUUUCCUGAUUACAGCCAGGACAGGAAAAUUAUGCAGCUUCUAGCAGUUCAAGCAAUUUUCCCGGGUAUAAAAUCCACCCACAUGCUACGAAC
Molecule: messenger RNA, 2584 nt
Organism: Pezoporus occidentalis (night parrot)
Lineage: Eukaryota; Metazoa; Chordata; Aves; Psittaciformes; Psittacidae
Gene: ANKRD33B
Product: ankyrin repeat domain 33B
Exons: 4
Coding region: 13-1545 (510 amino acids)
Molecular function (GO): protein binding
Source: RefSeq, a predicted model, not a curated record